AAGAAAAACACCGUCUAGUUAUUACUUAUUUCAGAGAGUUCAAGUUGAGUUUUUGGUGGUUUUGUUGAGCAAGUGCGAGGGUUUUGUUUUGUGUUACUGGCACCAGUAAAUGGCUGUAUCUCUAAACAUGUCGCCAUAUUUCACUGGAUAUCCAUUUCAAGGUCAGGGCCGCGUCAACCAGCUCGGGGGUGUUUUCAUCAACGGACGUCCGCUUCCGAACCACAUCAGACUGAAGAUCGUGGAAAUGGCUGCUGCGGGAGUGAGACCCUGUGUGAUAUCGCGACAACUUCGCGUAUCGCACGGGUGCGUCUCCAAGAUAUUGAACAGGUACCAGGAAACCGGAAGUAUCCGUCCCGGUGUCAUCGGUGGAAGCAAACCUCGAGUGGCCACCGCUGAAGUUGAAUCUAGAAUCGAGCAAUUAAAAAAAGACAACGGUGGCAUUUUUUCGUGGGAGAUCAGGGAUCGAUUGAUAAAAGAAGGGGUGUGUGAUAAAAAUUCGGCCCCUUCCGUGAGUUCGAUCAGCAGACUGCUACGUGGUGGGAGGAAAGAUGACCCUGAAAGAAAAAAUCACUCCAUCGACGGUAUUUUAGGCCCAAACUCGUCAUGUGACGAAGAAUCCGAUACGGAAUCAGAACCAGGAAUACCGUUAAAAAGAAAACAGAGGCGUUCCAGAACCACUUUCACUGGCGAACAGUUGGAAGCGUUGGAACGCGCUUUUGGCCGCACUCAGUACCCCGACGUGUACACCAGGGAAGAGUUAGCACAAAAAACCAAACUCACCGAAGCCAGAGUACAAGUUUGGUUCUCCAACAGACGAGCUAGAUUGAGGAAACAACUAAAUUCCCAGCAACUUAACGCCUUUAAUACUAUGUCACUUCAAAGCGCCUUUCCUGUACACCAACAAUACCCAGAAAGCGGUUUCAACCAAUCAUCGUGGGCUCAACAAAGCUACGCUUCGGCGGCUUUAGGUAGCACAGCUUUAAGUGGCGCCCACCCCACCCUAACAACACCACCUAGUACUGCCAGUACCUCACCACCAUCUCAAAGUUCCCUAUACAAUUCCUACAGCUCGUCUACAAACUUGGAAGGUGCGAAUCAGUUUAAUUACAACAUGGCUCAAGUUUCACCCAACCAGCACAGCGUACCAUCCACACAACAACCUGUAUGGGGUAGGCAGAACAACAAGGUUCCCGAUAAUUUAUCCACGUGGCAUGAAAACUAUAGUUUGUUUGCUUCUGGGGCACAUUAUGGGGCUCAUUCACCUGGUGAGGUGAAAUCUGGGUACCCCUAUUUUGGUGCUAUGGAGAUGUGUUCGACUAGGGUACACUAAGUUUGC
This is a messenger RNA of Brassicogethes aeneus, 1336 nucleotides long. NCBI's taxonomy places the organism in Eukaryota, Metazoa, Arthropoda, Insecta, Coleoptera, Nitidulidae. The record is from the annotation of a GenBank genome assembly.